UAUUAAAUAUUGUAAUCCGAGAUGAUAGCUGUAUAAAUACUCUCCAGAACACUCGUUUUGCAUCAGUUUUCAAGCAGACAGUAAAGUAUGAGAUCUUAUACUGUAUUACUGUUACUCGGGUUGGCAAUAGUCGCCUUGGUAGGCGCAGCCAGUAUGAAAGAGCCCAGACUAGUGGGUGGCUCCAAGAAUAAAGGCGACGAAGAAGCAUCAGAUGACGAUACAACAAUACGUGGUGAUGACACAAUAAUGGAUGGUGACGACACAACAAUGGGCAGUGAUGACGCAACAAUGGGUGAUGAUGAUUCCUCAGAUAAUGACGAGAUAUCAGUUCCAGAACUUCCCCUGAAAAAGCCUGAAUUAUUCACGGAGGCGUGGAAGGUCGCUUACUCUGCUAAACAACUCGUUAAUCAACCAAAAUGGAGACUGGCGGAAAACCAACCGGAAGAUGGAACGUACCAGGUCAGAGUAUACCCAACGCAAUGGUGGGCAAAGUCGUUCAAACAAUGCCUAGGUCAAAAGAAAGCUGCAGGCGAUGGGUAUUUGAACCUUUACUUUUACUUCAACGGCUUCAACUACCAGCGCCAAUAUCACUCGCUGACUUAUCCGAUCUUAGACACGGUAGAUAAAAGGCCAGAGCCUACAAUAAAACCAGAAACAACAAUCAAAUCUAAGCGAAACGAAAAGCGGCAUAGAAGACGAAAAAGCCCAGUGAAAGUUUGCCCUGUAAAGUAUUAUACACAGUUUUAUUUACCGAUACCGCUGACAAAAUAUGCCCCCGAAACCCCUGACAAGACAAUCACAUCAUUCAAAGCUCCCGAAGAAACAUUCUACGUGCGUUCGUAUUCUGGUAAUUACACUUCUGAAUAUUGCAACGAACAAGCCGGCGUCCUUUACUUAGAUUUGCUGAAGAACAACGAACAUAUCCGGGAAGACUAUUGGAUCUGUGCAAAAUACGAACCGCCAGAAGGCACUACGGAGCAAAAAUACGAAGUCUGGAUGAAAGAAAGACUGCAAUAAUGAACUUUGAAUAAAAUUCUCAUACGAACAAACCAAUAAAAAAUGU
Messenger RNA from Styela clava, 1063 nucleotides. The record is from RefSeq and is a predicted model, not a curated record. NCBI's taxonomy places the organism in Eukaryota, Metazoa, Chordata, Ascidiacea, Stolidobranchia, Styelidae.